AUGAUAGGCCCAUUUAAAGAACCUCCUUUCUCUCUUUUUCGCAUCAGCCCCAUUGGAAUCGCCACCAGGAAAUACUCCGGGAAAAAGAGAUUAAUCAUAGACCUGUCCUCUCCACAUGGCACAUACGUUCCCAGCAUCAAUAGCAUCAUUCCAGCCCCAAACUUCUCCAUGAAAUACGCUUUCAUCGACCAUGCCAUCACUCUCAUCCGCAAAGCAGGCCACGGGGCAUGGCUCUCUAAAGCAGACAUCACCAGCGCUUUCAAAGUCUUACCCAUUCACCCAGAAUUUUGGCAUUUCUUCGGAAUAUUCUGGAAAGGAGCUUAUUAUUUUUCAGUGUGCCUCACUUUCGGCUGCAGAAGCAGCCCGAAGAUCUUCGACUCCCUCUCGGAGGCUUUAUGUUGGAUUCUCACCAAUAACCACAAGCUUCCCUACGUCCUCCACCUCCUCGAUGACUUCCUCAUCAUCACACCUACAUCCUCACCUCCACAUUCAGGACUUUCCACCCUCGUCAAAGUGUUUUCUGAAAUAGGUGUACCCCUUUCAAAAGAAAAGACCUUAGGGCCCUGCACCUCCAUCGAGUUUUUAGGCAUCACCCUAGACUCUAUCUCCUUUCAAGCAUCUCUACCUCUGGAGAAAAUACAACGCAUUGCAUUGCUCCUAUCAAACUACAUUCUAGCAGACAGAUGCACAAAGCAACAACUGCUAGCGCUCCUCGGCCACCUCAACUACGCCAUCAGAAUAAUUCCCCAAGGAAAAUCCUUUGUUUCCAACCUACUAGCAAAAGCAGCAACAAUACCCUCUCUACAUGAUAAAACCACCUUGGAUGAAGCUUGCAAAAUGGAAAUGCGGCUUUGGCAGCAAUUCCUGUCUUCAUGGAACGGCAUAUCCUUCUUUUAUAACGACUACAUCACACAUCCAGAAGACAUUCAGAUGUACACAGACGCAGCACCUUCCAUCGGAUUCGGCGGCUACUACAGCGGUCGCUGGUUCGCUUCUGAGUGGCCACCAGAGUUCAGCAAUCUAAUCCAGAAGUCAGAUUUUCCCUCAUCCGCACUUUACAAAAUGUAUCCCGUCAUCAUAGCGACCAUCCUUUGGGGGCACGAAUGGUCCCGACAAUCCAUUCUCAUCCACUCUGACAACUCUGCAGUAGUCGAAAUCAUAAAUAAAGGCAGAUCUCGUUCCCUGGCUAUCAUGCAAUUAGUCCGCAGACUGACACUUAUAUCAGCGCAACAUCAGUUCAUCAUCAGAGCAGCACACGUUCUAGGAUACAGCAAUAGCAUAGCUGACGCUUCGCGAGAAGCUAUUCUCAACGGCCUUGCCCAGAGUACCCUCUCCGCUUACUUGACCGGUUGGAAUUGUUUCAAGGCGUACCAUUUCUUCUACCAACUCUCAUUCCCUCUAAUGAAUGUUUGGUCCAUCUGCAAUUUCGUUACUCACGCCCAUUCCUACCAAAACAUCAGGGCUUCCUCCAUUCAGACCUAUCUAUCGGGAAUGAACUUUAUCUACAAACUCGCCACUGGCGACCAAUGCCAAACCAUUUCUCACCCUCACGUACACUGCAUGAAAAGUGGGAUUUUCGUCCCCGUAAGCGCCUGUAGGCUCCCAAAAAUCUCCCCAAUUUUCGGCAGCUUUUCCUCAAUUUUCCUCAGCUUUCCGUCGCGUUUGUCUGUGUCACAAAUUGUCAUAAACGAACCAUGA
Molecule: messenger RNA, 1698 nt
Organism: Paramisgurnus dabryanus
Lineage: Eukaryota; Metazoa; Chordata; Actinopteri; Cypriniformes; Cobitidae
Source: RefSeq, a predicted model, not a curated record